Messenger RNA from Drosophila willistoni, 1920 nucleotides. It is a transcript of the gene veil, whose product is annotated as protein 5NUC. Gene Ontology annotation, biological process: AMP catabolic process. Lineage: Eukaryota; Metazoa; Arthropoda; Insecta; Diptera; Drosophilidae. Bases 43 to 1833 code for a protein of 596 amino acids. Gene Ontology annotation, molecular function: metal ion binding; 5'-nucleotidase activity; nucleotide binding. Gene Ontology annotation, cellular component: plasma membrane. The record is from RefSeq and is a predicted model, not a curated record. The transcript is spliced from 8 exons.
UUUGCUUGUGGAUCGUGUGACGAGAACAUUGCUCCAUUCAUUAUGGCUACUCUUUGGUUUAUUGCCUUAUUGGGCCUGCCCAUUAUUGCCCAGAUCGGGGCUAAUCCCAUAAAUCAGCCACGUGCCGAAGUGGCCACGGAAUUCAUAAUCCUUCACAACAAUGAUAUGCAUGCCCGGUUCGAGCAGACCAAUGUGAAUGGCGGCACCUGUUCCCAAGAGGAUGCGAAUACAGAUCAGUGCUAUGGUGGAUUUGCUCGAGUGGCCUAUGAAGUCCGUCAAUAUCGAGCUGAGGCCGCAGCUGGAGGCACUCCUGUAUUCUAUUUGAACGCUGGUGACACCUACACGGGAACUGCCUGGUUCACUGUCUUUAAGGAUGAGAUAGCUAGCGCUUUUCUUAAUAAACUCAAACCAGACGCAAUAUCACUUGGUAAUCAUGAGUUCGAUAAGAACGUGGAAGGUCUUAUACCAUUCCUUAAUGAUGUGGAAUUCCCUGUUUUGGCCUGUAAUCUGAAUCUGACCAAUGAGCCCGAUUUGGCGGCUGCCAAACAAUUGGCAAAUUCAACUAUUCUAGAGACGAAUGGUGUUAAAAUCGGUGUCAUAGGCUAUUUAACACCCGAUACCAAGUUUCUAAGCUUUAAGAAUGACGUUGAAUAUAAUGAGGAAAUCGAAUCCAUCAAUGCCGAGGCAGAAAAGCUUAAGGCCCAGGGAAUCAAUAUCAUCAUUGCUUUGGGUCAUUCGGGUUACCAAAAGGAUCAGGAAAUUGCCAAAAAUUGUCCAGAGGUUGAUAUUGUUGUCGGUGGUCAUUCGCAUACAUUCCUAGAUGCUAGUCAGCCGGUUGCCGAUGACUCAGACACUAAUCCGGAGGCAGUACGUGGUCCCUAUCCGACCACAGUGGAACAGGCUAGUGGUAAGAAGGUUCCCGUGGUUCAAGCCUACGCGUAUACAAAGUAUUUGGGCAAGAUCCAUGUCCAGUUUGAUGCCGAGGGCAAUUUGAUUGAAUUCGACGGAGCUCCCAUCUUACUGAAUGCCUCUGUGACCCAGGAGCAAGAUCUUUUAGAGCUGCUCGAGGUCUAUCGUCCAAAUGUGACCGCAUUGGAAGAGCAGAUUCUUGGCUAUACCAAAGUAAGUCUAGAGGGUGGCAACAUUUGUCGCAUGAGAGAGUGCAAUUUGGGCAAUAUGUUGACCGAUGCCAUGGUCUUUGCACGGGUUAUUGAAAACGCCGGAGGGGAAUACUGGACUGAUGCUUCUAUUGCUCUACUUCAAGGCGGCGGCAUACGAGCCAGCAUUGACAAAGAUGCGGAUGGCAAUAUUACUGGCAGCGAUGUACUAACAGUUCUUCCAUUCGAGAAUCCUCUCUAUGUCAUCCGGAUUACGGGUCUAACUUUGAGAAACGCCUUGGAGCAUUCCGCGACAGUGAGAACGUGGGAUUCCAAUGGAGGAUUUCUUCAAAUGUCUGGUCUUCGGGUCGAAUACAAUUACAACAAGCCCGCGGGAGAACGUGUGAUAUCAGCUCAGGUUCUAUGUGCAGCCUGUAGUGUUCCGUCCUACAGCAAUCUAAAUGACACAGCCCAAUAUGGUGUGGUGAUUUCUCAAUUCAUUUUGGAUGGAGGCGAUGGCUACAUCCUGACUGAAGACAACUUUGAGCUUGUGGAUAAGCUAGAGGUGGAUGACUUGGGUGCCACUACGGCAUAUCUUGAGCGGCGUCAUUAUGUAUAUCCCGAAAUGGAGGGACGAAUUGUCAUUAUAGAAAAGGAUGAUACCGGUUCGGGCUCACAUCUAUGGGCUUCCAUGACACUGAUUUUACUAUCAGGACUAGUCACAAAGCUGUUUUAAGUAAUAUAUUUUAAUCAGGGAAUUUAAAUUCAAUAUUUUUAUAUAUUUUGUUUCAAAUGACAAUAUACAAAACUUUAUUCAAAUCUA